Molecule: messenger RNA, 2673 nt
Organism: Kluyveromyces marxianus DMKU3-1042
Lineage: Eukaryota; Fungi; Ascomycota; Saccharomycetes; Saccharomycetales; Saccharomycetaceae
Gene: STU2
Product: Stu2p
Exons: 1
Coding region: 1-2673 (890 amino acids)
Biological process (GO): mitotic spindle organization; microtubule polymerization; establishment or maintenance of microtubule cytoskeleton polarity
Cellular component (GO): kinetochore; spindle pole; microtubule plus-end
Molecular function (GO): microtubule plus end polymerase activity; microtubule plus-end binding
Source: RefSeq, a predicted model, not a curated record
AUGGAAGCAGACGAUUCGGCGUCCUUUUUGACGCUGUCACUAGAAGAGCGUAUAUCGCACAAGCUUUGGAAGGCUAGACAGCAUGCUUACAACGAGCUAGAGACGAUGUUUGGGCAGGCAUCGGUUGGGAGAGCGAGCGAUCCAGCAAUUGCAAAGUAUUACAAACGUCCUGAGCUGUUUGAGUCGUACAUUACGGACUCCAAUGUGGUCGCGCAGGAAUCGGCGGUAAAAGCGUUGCUGAGUUUUCUCAAAUAUAUGGCAGAAGUACCGGGAAUUGUGGACAUGUGUGGGCCCGGGGAGCUUGUAUCGACGUGGGUUCCUGCGUUGGUGGAAAAGGGCUGCACUGCUUCGAAAGCAGGGACGAAAGAAGCGUCGAUGGCGUGUAUUUUGCUGGUUGUGUCGUUCGACAAGAAUAUUUGCAACUGCAUCACUGUGCUAGAGCCGAUGUGGUCUAAAAAGCUGCCCAAGCUUUUGACGGCGGCGCUUAGUGUAUGUGCGUCGACGAUCGAGCAGUAUGGGUUUGUGAAUGCGUCUCAGCAGGAGAAAAUGCAGGUUUUGCAGAGUCUAGUGCAGGUUUUGCCCAAGUUGUGUUCACACGCGGAUAAGAACGUCAGAAACGAGUCGAUGAAGGUGAUCUUGCAGUUGUACACGUGGUUCGACAAGCCCGUGCUCCAAGACUUGUUGUUGGCGAAAUUGAAGCCGAUCCAGCAGAAGGAUCUCGAUAAGAUGUUCCAGUCGUACGAGGGAUCCAUUCCGCCGGCCUCGACGCCCUCGCUGUUUGUAUGGGCUGCCCCAGUAGUAGCGGUGGGCCAACAGGAAGAGAACGAAUUGACUUCGGAUAAUCACGCCCACCACGGUGUCGAUAGCGAUGGAGACACAAUGAUGAUGGGCAAUAACGUAGCUAUAGACCCAUACGAAAUGUACCCGGUGCAAACGAUCUUGGAUAAACUACCUAACGGGUUUUACUCGAACCUUUCCUCCGCCAAGUGGAAGGACAGAGUGGAGGCCCUGGAAGAGUUUUACGAGAAGAGUUUGGCGAAUGGGAAGUGCAAGAAGUUGUCCGCAAGAGACGAAGAUUACUCGGAGUUGGUCCGCAAGUACUGUUCCAUAAUCACCAGCGAUGCAAACCUACAAGCGGUGCAACUUGCCACAAGCAGUAUCGAUGUGCUCGUUUCAGCAUUGAGGUCCGAUUUCAACCCGUUCGCUCUCGAUACGCUCAACGCGUUGUUGACCAGGUCCAAGGAGAAGAAGGCAAACGUGGCAGACGUCAUUUUUAGCACUUUGCUCAACCUUUCAAACUACUACAAGCUAGAGAUGUGUCUCGAUUCAAUCCUAACGCACAUGAAAACAACCAAGGUGCCGCAAGUCAAGAUCGUGACCUGUAAGUUUUUGUUCGAGCUGCUCACGAGCUGGAGACCCACCGAGCAGUUGUACAAGACGAUGGUGUUUGCGAGUUUGUCGGAGAUUUUGAGCUCACUACAGCCCAUAGUCAAUGACAACCAGCAGGCCACGAGAAACGAGGCCUUCAAGUGUGUUGCUGCGUUGAUCAAGAUAUUCGGGGAAAGAGAGCUGGCUACGUACUUGGAGAAGCUGGACAAUCUGAAGCGCAAGAAAAUUCUCGAGCUUGUGGACGGUAUUGAGGUCAAAGCGAGCGCGUCUAGCAGUGCACAACAGGGGGGACUUAAACCAGCUGCGCUGGUACCGCAAACACGAAGCAAGACGGUGCCAUCCACCAACAGCAACAGCAACAGCAACAGCAACAGCACCAUCCCCUCGAAACGUCUGGCAACUUCACCGUUGAAACCGCGGGCUGCAUCCUCUGUGGGACGCAGCGCCACAGUAGGCGCCGCAGCAAGCGCAACGAAAUCGUCACGCUUGACAUCGCGGUCGUUGGCCACACCGCAGCUGCCGCGUCUCGACUCACAACCCCGAUCUAACGCCUCGGUCGUCCAGCAACAGCAACAGCAACCAGAACCUUUUCCGUCGGCCUCCUCCUCCUCCUCCUCUUCUUCUGCCGCCUUCCAGUCCAGCAUGUCGACCAGAAUGUCACAUUUGAACGACGAGGUAAACAAGCUAAGACAGGAAAGACAAGAUUGGCUCAAGGAACGAAACGAACUUCUCUCGAACCUGAACAACUCCAAACUGCAGAUCUCCAAGCUCAGCAAGCAGCUCAAUGACGCAGAAAUCGCCGUAUCAAGUCUCCAAAGGCAAUUGCAGGAUUCCAAAGUGGAACUCAACGACAAAGACAUAAAGAUUAGGGAACUGGAAGCGCGUUUGAGUCAUGGCGUCAUUUCUAAUGGAAACGCUGCUGCUGCUACCGCUGCCGCUGCGUCACCGCUAUCGGCCUCUUCAUCCGCCUCUAUAAAUAGAGGCCGACUCACCUCCACCACUUUGUCCCCGCUAAGAUCAAGCACCAAGGCCUUCAACAGUACAAAUACUAUCACUACAAAUACAAAUACUACUACUACUACUCCUCCACAUCGCAUGCGUUCUCCAAGCGAAAGCAGCGACGACCUACCAAGAAGAGUCACCUCUCUAAACUUGAACAACCACUUGAUGCAGGAAGAAUCCUGGAAACGCGCCGCAGAAGUAACGAACCAGCUCAAGGCCCGUAUCGAAAGAAUGCGCGCCAAGUCCCGUUCGGGCUUCAAAGACGCUCCACCACCAGCCUAG